AUGGACCGCAUAGUCUUUAGAUUGCGGCAGCUGCCUUCUCAUAUUGAUAAGUUGGCCACUGUUAUGCUUUUAAGCAAGGCUCUAGGGAUCAAGGCUUCGGCAAUUUGGAUUUUUUCUCUAGCCUCCUCUGUUGAUCCAUGGCUACAGCAUAAAGUGGCCACUUUGAUGUUCGAUGGUGAUAGUGGAAUACAGCAAGUUCUCGAAGGAAGGCGACCGGGAGUCACGAAACAGGGUGAUGAAUGGGUUAUUGAGGCCGAUAACCUGGGUGAUAAUUGGAUAUUGGAUUCGCACUUUCGAGGAUUGACUGCUUUAUAUGAUCCGCCAUCACAUGCGGCUGACUGCAUUGCAAUAUCAGGGCUUGCGAGUCAUCCAUUUGGGUCGUGGCAGCCGAAGGGGCAGUCUAAAUCCUUUAUGUGGAUUCGUGAUGCAUUACCUAAGUCAUUACCGAACGUUCGGCCUAUACUUUACGGCUACGAUUCAACCCUUGUGAAAAGCCAUUCAUUUCAGUCAACAUUUGAUCUUGCGUUGGCAUUGAUUAAUCAACUUAAGGCUAAUGGCUGGGUGUCGCCAACCUGCAAGCCUCUCGCUUUUCUUGCACACAGUCUCGGGGGGAUUAUUUUAAAACAAGCGCUCGUCUCACUCGCGGGUAUGAAUGAGCGUGACAGUCCCAUACUUCGUGUUAUGAAAGGAGCGGUAUUUUUCGGUGUGCCUAAUCUGGGCAUGGAGCAGUCACAUCUCGAGGCUGUUGUCGUGGGCCAAGCCAAUACAGAACUCAUUCAAACCCUCUCGCCCAAGUCCCCAUAUCUCUUUCAACUCGACAAACAGUUCACUGGAAUCUCAGAGAUCCAAAAUUGUCUGCUUUAUUGGUGUUAUGAAACGACAAAAUCGUCGACUGUCACUUUAGAUUCAGAUGGAAAAUGGUCGAGAAUGGGUCCUGAAGAGAUCCUAGUCACCCCGGAAUCCGCAACUCGUGGAUUAUACGGAGAUCCUACGAAGCAGGACUCGAUAUUCCCAAUCGACAAAGAUCAUUCAAGCAUAGUGAAAUUUUCAGAGAACGAUCCGAACUACUCUGUAGUUGUGCGGCAGCUAAACCAAGUACUGUUUUCAAGAGAUUCGACUAGGGGAAGAGAAGAAUUAGAACCAGCCAACCUAGCAAUCAAUAUAACCCAGAGGCCCCUGGAUCCCGCGGCAGUUGCACAAGGAACCUCAAGUAAGGAUGACAUUUUGAUGUCACUUCAUGACCCCGAGGUAGACCGCCGACUGCUAGAAAUUGAAGACAAGUUUCAAGACACGUUGAACUGGGUUUACGACUUGCCAGAGCCAGGUUUCAACAGGUGGCUCCAAAAUUAUACCGGUCUUUUUUGGAUUAGAGGAAUACCUGGCUCUGACCAGCGUACCUCAGACCUGCUCUCCGACUGGACAGGAGAGAAAUCUUAUAUACGGGCAGCAUUCUUUUUUCAUCAUCGUGGUACUUUGCUCCAGAAGUCUUUUGAAGGCCUGCUUAGAAGCAUUAUAUCACAGAUUAUCUUGCAGAAGCCCGCUCUUUGCAGGUUCAUCCAUGACAAAAAGGACCUUUCUUCGGGACAUUGGACUUUGAAGAUGCUUCAAAAAAGCUUCAACGACAUCUUAAGACAAGAAGAAGUACCAUUUCACCUAUGCUUGUUUUUUGAUGCACUGGAUGAGUAUGACGGGCCAUUGGAGUUUUUAUGUCGGUUUCUCAAGGAUUUAGGUGCUAUCACCCCGACACCAAACAGACAAAUCAAAGUGUGUUUCUCUAGCCGCCCUUGGGACAUUUUUUUGAGUACUUUUCGGGGCUGCGCAGGCUUCAAUAUCCAUGACUUUACUCAAGACGACAUUACGAAUUAUUGUUUGGGCUCGAUCAAAGCGGAGAACCUUUCAUCGGUCGCGCUCGAGAGCUUCAUCCCAGAUAUCGUAACACGGUCAAAGGGCGUUUUCUUGUGGGUGAAGCUCUUCAUCAACGAACUUGCCCAAACUAACGGGGCCAUCACAAACGAUAUUGAGAUGAAGAGUUUGUUAGAGUCUUAUCCUACAGAACUUGACUCGUUCUACACCGAAGUCAUUCAACGAAUCCCACGUGCAUAUAGGCGGAUGACUUAUACGAUGCUUGAGACUACAGUUCGAUGCAUGGAUAAGUUGACGCCCUUGCGCCUUUUAGGCAUCAUUGACUGCUCAGGUUGUAAAACCUACUCAGACGCCUUGGAGAUGCUCUGGAAACCAUAUAAACUCAAAAAGGAGUACCUUACGGCUCUCAUACAACGUAAUUCAAAGAAGUACUGUGGUGGAUUAAUCGAAGUCUACGAUGACGGUUUCGGUCCCUACAUCCAAGUUCUCCAUCAAACCGUCGAGGACUUCGUGAAAGAUCCUAAAUUUAAGCAAAUCGUCUUACAAGAGCAAUCUAGGAUUACGGUAGAGAAUGGAUACACAUUUUGCGCCAAAUAUUCUAUGUUAAGAGCUACUGUGGAUGACUUCGACGACGGACGCCGUCAAAGACUAGACCCGCACGAUUAUGCAUAUCUCUCUGAACGGACUACGGGCCACAGCCUUAAAGCAUUUGUCGACAGCAUACCGCGUGAGAAAAUUAAUCUCGUAACUCGAUCUCCUGAAAAAGACACUCCUCUUGCCCUUGCUGCAAACUUUGACUGUCGUCUUCAUAUUAUUGACUUACUUUCCGAUUCGCCUACCCUCUUGCAAGAAUCCAGAGAGCCACUGUUGAGCUAUUGCCUUCCAAUAAGUAUGUUUUUGAGUCGUAAAGAAUCUCCCUCUACGGUCAAGCUUCUUCUAGAAAGAGGAUUCACUCCUGAUAAGGACCCAGAAGCCUUUGACAAGCUGAUCUGGCGUCUAGCACACGGUGCUUCGCCAAAUUAUUACACAGAUUUGGUUGAAAUCCUACUUAAAUAUGGCCAAAGCCCGGACAUGAAAUUCCAUGAUGACUCAGGGUUGGAGCCCGCGGCCCUACAUUUCAGCCGACUUCCGCCAAUGGCAAUCAAGGUACUUCUCGACAAUGGUGCUACAGUGAACAUUUUGGAUAUUAGGGGAAGAACGCCGUUAGACUGCCUGUGCGAAGAAGCAUAUGACGACGGUGAUUUGAAGUUUGGUAUGCCAGUACCGGAGGCGUACGAGACAGCGUGCCUACUCGUGUCUCGUGGCGGGAUUGUAACAAAGGGGGCCCUUAAAUAUUCGAAAUGGCUUUUGCGCAAGAUCGAGGAUGCGGGCUUACCUACCGAGGACUUGAAAGAUUGCUUGUCCCGACCGGGAAAAGGGCCAAAGCUUCCGCUCAAAUCUAAAUUCAAGAAGAUGGGAUUCUAUAUCUCCAAAGCCAUGACAUCAAGCAAUGAUUAG
Messenger RNA from Annulohypoxylon truncatum, 3360 nucleotides. RefSeq lists its product as uncharacterized. NCBI's taxonomy places the organism in Eukaryota, Fungi, Ascomycota, Sordariomycetes, Xylariales, Hypoxylaceae. The record is from RefSeq and is a predicted model, not a curated record. Bases 1 to 3360 code for a protein of 1119 amino acids. The transcript is spliced from 5 exons.